Hibiscus syriacus is the source of this 1548-nucleotide messenger RNA. Its product is annotated as diaminopimelate decarboxylase 2, chloroplastic-like. The transcript has 8 exons. Gene Ontology annotation, cellular component: chloroplast. Gene Ontology annotation, molecular function: diaminopimelate decarboxylase activity. Lineage: Eukaryota; Viridiplantae; Streptophyta; Magnoliopsida; Malvales; Malvaceae. The coding region runs from base 22 to 1482 and encodes 486 amino acids. The record is from RefSeq and is a predicted model, not a curated record.
AGUGCAUUUUUUUCAUCAUCAAUGGCGGCUACUCCCCAUCCCUCUCACUCCCCAUCUCUUCCCCGAACCCUAAACCACCCAUUAACCCCAAACCCAUUUUCCAAACUCUCCGUUUUGCCCCUCAAAACUUCCAAAAAUCUCUUCAAGCACCCUUCCUUCUCCCUCAAAGCUAUUCUCUCUGAAAACCCUGCUAAAACCCUCAACACCACUUUUCAACAUUGUUUCGCCAAAUCCCCAGAUGGGUUUCUCUGCUGUGAGGAUACCAAGGUCCAGGACGUCAUGGAAAAGGUAGAAAAGAGACCGUUUUAUUUGUACAGUAAGCCUCAAAUUACUAGGAAUGUGGAAGCUUAUAAGGAGGCUCUGGAAGGGUUGAAGAAUUCCAUUAUUGGAUACGCGAUUAAGGCGAACAAUAAUUACAAGAUUUUGCAGCAUUUGAGGAAGUUGGGUUGCGGUGCUGUGCUUGUUAGUGGCAAUGAACUCAAGUUGGCUCUUGGUGCCGGCUUCGAUCCAACUAAGUGUAUAUUUAAUGGGAAUGGGAAGAUCUUGGAAGAUUUGGUACUAGCUUCCAAAGAAGGUGUUUUUGUGAACGUGGAUAGUGAGUUUGAUCUGGAGAAUAUUGUUGCAGCUGCAAGAAUUGCUGGCAGAAAGAUUAAUGUUUUGCUUCGGAUCAACCCUGAUGUGGAUCCUCAGGUUCAUCCAUAUGUUGCUACCGGAAACAAGAACUCUAAAUUUGGUAUUAGGAAUGAGAAGCUGCAGUGGUUUCUGGAUGCUGUAAAGGCACACCCUAAUGAACUGAAGCUUGUGGGGGCCCAUUGUCAUCUUGGUUCUACCAUUACCAAGGUGGACAUUUUCAGGGAUGCUGCUGUUCUUAUGGUCAAUUACAUUGAUGAAAUUCGUGCCCAAGGGUUUGAAGUUGAUUAUUUGAACAUUGGAGGUGGUUUGGGGAUAGAUUACUACCAUAGUGGUUCCGUCCUUCCCACACCUAGAGAUCUCAUUGACACUGUCAGAGAAUUGGUAAUUUCAAGAAAUCUUAAUCUCAUCAUUGAACCAGGGAGAUCACUCAUUGCAAAUACUUGCUGCUUAGUCAAUCGUGUCACCGGAGUCAAAACUAAUGGAACAAAAAAUUUCAUUGUUAUUGAUGGCAGUAUGGCUGAACUUAUCCGUCCUAGUCUUUAUGAUGCUUACCAACAUAUAGAGUUGGUUUCUCCUGCUCCUCCUGAUGCAGAGGUUUCUACCUUCGAUAUUGUUGGCCCUGUUUGUGAAUCUGCAGAUUUCUUGGGAAAGGAGAGAGAACUUCCCACCCUAGCUAGGGGGACUGGCCUGGUCGUGCACGAUGCAGGUGCUUACUGCAUGAGCAUGGCAUCAACUUAUAAUCUCAAGAUGCGCCCACCUGAGUACUGGGUUGAAGAAGAUGGAUCAGUGACCAAGAUACGGCACGGGGAAACAUUUGAAGAUCACAUGAGGUUUUUUGAAGGUCUUUAGUUUGAUCAAAGAAUAGAUGCUUGUUCGAGGCUUGAAAUUGGAUUAGAAUGUAUUAUGUGCAUGAGU